This is a messenger RNA of Anopheles funestus (African malaria mosquito), 2891 nucleotides long. It is a transcript of the gene MCU, whose product is annotated as calcium uniporter protein, mitochondrial. The record is from RefSeq and is a predicted model, not a curated record. The transcript has 8 exons. Gene Ontology annotation, cellular component: uniplex complex; mitochondrial inner membrane. Gene Ontology annotation, molecular function: calcium channel activity; uniporter activity. The coding region runs from base 875 to 2194 and encodes 439 amino acids. Lineage: Eukaryota; Metazoa; Arthropoda; Insecta; Diptera; Culicidae. Gene Ontology annotation, biological process: calcium import into the mitochondrion; mitochondrial calcium ion homeostasis.
AAAUGGAACGGCACGUAGAAGAACCUGUUUCGGCAUGUCAAACGUUAAAGCGGGAUGCAGAAAAGCACAUUGUGCUCAAUUGUUUCUCUCUUUGGAUGCGUGAAUCGAACUCGGCAUCUUGCGUUCGGGGAAUUUUAUUUAGCUGAUCAGCUCCAACACGAACAGUUCGCGCUGUGCCGUUGUCGCUGCGGAAGAAAGGUCGUCGCUGUCGGGCUGUGAUUUUCUUCAAGAAAAUAGCAUCGGGAGAAGAAAAAAACACACACACACACAAGCACACAUCCAAUCCCUGUUGUCUCUUUUUCCGGUUGACCAUCGGUGGCUGUUUCUUCCGACAAACCGGGUGUGUUUUUGGGCCCCCCCUCGCAAGUGUUCCAGCAGCUGUAGGUGCGUAGUGUGUGUGCAUUGGUGUGCGUAUGAAACGACGAAUGUCAAAGUGCUGAAAAUAAAACCCUUUCGCACUCGUGUGUUUUUUUCUCGCUGUUGCGUUUCGGUGUGCAAUUCCAAUCUCCAAUAGUGUACGCGCGCGUGUGUGUGUAAGUGUUUGUUGUGGGUUAAGUGCGUGUGUAGUGCAAGUUUAAAGUGCUCGGGCUGUAUUGUAACAAGUGCAAGUGGUGUUUGUUUUUAAACGCGUGUUUUUCCUACGAAACCCAACGUGUGCGAGUGUGUGUGUGUGCUAAUUUAGUCUGCCCAAUUGUUUGUGUUUUAUUUUAAUUUUGAUUUGUUAAUUUUUGUGUUUUGUGAACGUGUGCGAUAAUUUCUUCUUCCGGUCAGAAACGUCAAACGCUUGUCGUUCGGUGUUUGAUGUUUGUUGUUUUUUCCGUCGAUCUGGUAAAACCAAGCACAAGUGGUAUUUAAACGUAAAAGAGAAUAAAAAAUGGCAGCACCUAAAGCAGCAUCCAACGGAGCAUCUAUGCUCACCUGUCAGUUGUUGUUUGCAAGGGCCGAAGCUAUGCGGCCAGUUGGGCACAGAGGAGUGGCCGCCAUGUUCAACAGCUUAGCUAGGAACCAAUCGUUGCGGAAGGAGACACUGAUUGUGUGUGCUAGUCGCCGAUUCUCCACCGCGACAGUAGCUAGCGGAUGCAGCAAUCGAAACAACAGAAGUACCCGAAAACCCAGCAUCAUCGAAAGCGUAACCUGUCGCGAAUAUAGCAACACUUCCAGCAAACGCGACACCAGCAGUGAUAUGAUGAGCAGAAGACACAGCAGCAGUAGUAGCAGUGAAUCCAGCACGACCAACAGCAAUGCGCCCGAAGAAGUAAGCGUUCGGUACUAUCGCGGAUUGCCCCACGUCACCGUACCACUGCCCUCGCGGAACGAACGCUGCCAGUUCACGCUGCGACCGGUAACGCACUGUGUAGGCGACUUUCUCGACAUGCUGAAGGUGGAGGACCGUGGCAUCGACCGGGCAGCCAUUCUGAACCGUGAAGGAGUCCGGAUAGCGGCCGCUUGCUCCAUCGAGAACCUGAUGGACGACGAGUUUUGGCUGCAUCUGAACGACAGACAAUACUACGUUAAGCCACCGAAACGUGAAAAAAUUACCUCAGAAGAAAUCACUAGACUAGGCGACGUACAGGCACUCGUGGCGCAGCUGUACGAAGCACUGCACGUGGGCGAACAUCAGGUUCAGAAGGAGCGUGAACUUAACGGCAAGCUGGAGCAACUGAACGAAAAGCUUGGCCCAUUGGAAGCGAAAAAGAACGAACUAGACCAGAAGGCGGCCCGAAAGACGAAUGCCCUAACCUGGGUCGGGUUGGGCCUGAUGUCCGUACAGUUCGGUGUGCUCGCCCGGCUAACCUGGUGGGAAUACUCCUGGGAUAUUAUGGAACCGGUGACGUACUUCGUCACGUACGGUACGGCAAUGGCCGCGUACGCUUACUUCGUCCUUACCAAGCAGGAAUACCUACUACCGGACGUGAAAGAUCGUCAGCAUUUGAUUACGCUGCACAAAGCGGCAAAGAAGGCGGGCAUAAAUUUGGCCGAAUACAACGACAUUAAGCGACAAAUCGCGGAAAUUGAGCACGAUCUGCGCCGGCUGCGCGAUCCCCUGUACAUGCAUCUGCCGGCACCACCGCCAAAGACCAAAACGUUUAGCGCGAGUGAAAUUGCGUUCGCGAAAAAGCAACAGCUAAAGGCGACGCUCGAGAUGCAACCGAUGGUCGAUACGGCUGGCGGUGCGCUCAAGAGUAAACACUAAGAGAAGCGAAACCACAGGACCACACAGUGUUGCUUGUGUUUGUGUGACUAUCGUAGAGAAGAGUUCGUUUUGUUCUGUACGCGAUAAUGUUCGAGUUUAAGCUAGUGAAAGAAGCAAAAAAAACCCGUAGCAAGGCGAGAUAUGGUUGUAAACUGCUCGUAUAAGCAACAAUCCAUUUUUAAACAUCACAUCGAACAUAAAACAAAACAAAACACGAUUAUAACAUAAAGAACCCAUUGGAGGAAAAGCCGCACAAAUCGUGAAUAACGACAAAGCCACAAAAUGGUGUGUACAGUAGCAGCGAUUCGAUGUAAGCUUUUCCCGCCGAUAACGAAUCAAAAGCACUAGCGUGAGUGCUUUUCUAUCCACACUGCGUAAGGACCCUCGCGCCAGAGAAACACAACGCGCGCUUUGUGUAUUGGGAAAAGAAUGGUAUAAUGCUUCAGUUUGAGUGCCUGAAAGGUGCCGUUUGCCUACUACUAGUACUACUAUUACUACUACUACUACUACUACUACUACUUAAUGCCUCACAAUCAACACAACACCUUCAGUGUGGAGGCCAGUACUUAUCGCACACAUCACACAAUGUAAAAGGUCCUGUUCGUGCUACGGAGCUAAGCGACGUUGUUUCGGUUUUUUUUAUUUCAUCACUUGUUUUACAUAUUUUGUUGCGGCAAAUUUUUAUAUAUUACCCCCC